UGCCGGCGGCGGCGGCCAUGAGCUACGAGCAGCGCUGGGAGCGGGGCCGCGGCGGCGAUGGCGGGCCGCGGCCCUCCUCGUCCUCGGGCGCCGCGGGGGGGCACGGGGGCCGCGGCGGCGGCGGGCGGGGGCGCCACCCCAGCCACCUCAAGGGCCGCGAGAUCGGGCUGUGGUACGCGCGGAAGCAGGGCCAGAAGAGCAAGGAGAGCGACCGGCAGCAGAGAGCUGUCGUGCGCAUGGACGAGCGCAGAGAAGAGCAAAUCGUGCAGCUGCUGAGCACCGUCCAGAGUAAAAACGAGAAAGAGCAAGAAGCCAUGUCCUGGUGGUCUGGGGAUGAAGAAGGACACACUCCAGAACAGCCUGCAAAAGUGAAACCAGCUGUGGAAAAAGCUCCUGUAAAGCAGAGACCAAUCUUGGAAAAAACGCUUCUUGAUCGAGAUGCUGAAUAUCUAUUUGAGAAAAACGAUCAAGAUGCUGAUUUAGAUGAGCAACUUAAAGAAGACUUAAGACAGAAGAAAUCUGAUCCAAGAUAUAUUGAAAUGCAGAGAUUCCGAGAGAAGCUCCCUUCUUAUGGGAUGAGAAAGGAACUUGUAAACCUGAUAAACAAUAAUCGGGUAACUGUGAUUAGUGGUGAGACUGGCUGUGGAAAGACUACACAAGUUACUCAGUUCAUCUUGGAUGAUUACAUUGAGCGAGGGAAAGGGUCUACAUGCAGGAUUGUAUGUACUCAGCCUAGGAGAAUCAGCGCCAUCUCGGUGGCUGAGAGAGUUGCUGCUGAAAGGGCAGAAGCAUGUGGUAAUGGCAAAAGUACAGGAUACCAAAUUCGUCUACAGAGUCGGUUACCAAGGAAACAAGGUUCCAUUUUAUACUGUACUACAGGAAUUGUCCUACAAUGGCUCCAAUCAGACAAGCAUUUGUCCAGUGUUAGUCAUGUAGUCCUUGAUGAAAUUCAUGAAAGAAAUCUUCAAUCAGAUGUUUUAAUGAGCAUUAUUAAAGAUCUUCUGAAUAUUCGUUUGGAUCUGAAAGUAAUAUUAAUGAGUGCUACUUUAAAUGCUGAAAAGUUUUCGGAGUAUUUUGAUAACUGUCCAAUGAUUCACAUACCUGGGUUCACUUUCCCUGUGGUGGAGUAUCUUCUGGAAGAUGUAAUUGAGAAGUUGAGGUAUACUCCAGAAAGCACAGACCGUCGGCCACGGUGGAAGAAAGGCUUUAUGCAAGGACAUGUAAGCAGACCAGAAAAAGAAGAAAAAGAGGAAGUCUAUAAAGAACGAUGGCCAGACUAUUUAAGGCAGCUGCGGGGCAGGUAUUCAGCAAGUACUAUAGAUGCCUUGGAAAUGAUGGAUGAUGACAAGGUUGACCUUGACCUUAUAGCAGCACUUAUCAGGCACAUUGUUCUGGAAGAAGAGGAUGGUGCAAUUCUAGUGUUUCUUCCAGGCUGGGACAACAUUAGCACUUUGCACGAUCUCUUGAUGUCACAAGUCAUGUUUAAGUCAGAUAGGUUUAUUAUUAUACCUUUACAUUCGUUGAUGCCUACUGUUAACCAGACUCAGGUUUUUAAGAAGACCCCACCAGGAGUAAGGAAAAUCGUGAUUGCUACCAACAUUGCAGAGACUAGCAUUACAAUAGAUGAUGUGGUGUUCGUUAUAGAUGGUGGAAAAAUAAAGGAAACUCACUUUGAUACACAGAACAACAUCAGCACAAUGGCGGCAGAGUGGGUUAGUAAAGCUAAUGCCAAGCAGAGGAAAGGUCGAGCAGGAAGAGUUCAGCCAGGUCAUUGUUACCAUCUAUACAAUGGACUGCGUGCUAGCCUUCUAGAUGAUUAUCAGUUACCAGAGAUCUUGAGGACACCUUUGGAGGAACUGUGUUUACAAAUCAAGAUUCUAAAGCUUGGUGGAAUUGCUUAUUUUCUGAGCAAACUAAUGGAUCCACCAUCUCGUGAUGCUGUAAUGUUAGCCAUAAACCAUCUAAUGGAGCUGAAUGCUUUGGACAGACAAGAAGAACUGACUCCACUGGGUGUCCAUUUAGCACGACUACCAGUUGAACCACAUAUUGGGAAAAUGAUCCUUUUUGGAGCUUUAUUUUGUUGCUUGGAUCCAGUACUUACAAUUGCAGCUAGCCUCAGCUUCAAAGACCCUUUUGUCAUUCCUCUGGGCAAAGAGAAAGUAGCAGAUGCAAGAAGAAAAGAACUGUCCAAGAAUACUAAAAGUGAUCAUCUAACUGUGGUGAAUGCUUUCACGGGCUGGGAAGAGACUAGACGUCGUGGCUUCAGAACUGAAAAAGACUAUUGCUGGGAGUAUUUCCUCUCUUCAAAUACACUUCAGAUGCUGCAUAAUAUGAAAGGACAGUUUGCCGAGCAUCUUCUUGCAGCUGGAUUUGUGAAUAGCAGAGACCCCAAGGACCCCAAAUCUAAUACCAACUCAGAUAAUGAGAAGUUACUCAAAGCAGUCAUCUGUGCUGGCUUAUAUCCAAAAGUUGCAAAGAUCCGGCCGAGCUUUAGCAAAAAGAGAAAAAUGGUGAAGGUUUGCACCAAGACAGAUGGAACAGUUAAUAUUCAUCCUAAAUCUGUUAAUGUGGAAGAGACAGAAUUCCAUUAUAACUGGCUUGUGUAUCAUUUGAAGAUGAGAACUAGCAGUAUUUACUUAUAUGAUUGUACAGAGGUUUCUCCAUACUGUCUCUUGUUCUUUGGAGGAGAUAUAUCCAUUCAGAAAGAUAAAGAUCAGGAUACCAUUGCUGUGGAUGAGUGGAUUGUUUUCCAGUCUCCAGCAAGAAUAGCACAAUUAGUUAAGAAUUUAAGGCAAGAGCUUGAUGAUCUUCUACAAGAGAAAAUAGAAAACCCACACCCUGUGGACUGGAAUGAUAUUAAAUCCAGGGAUACAGCAGUGCUGACAGCUAUUAUAGACUUAAUCACAACACAGGAGAAUGAAAGUGCGAGAAACUAUGCUCCUCGAUUCCAGAAUGAACGCUACAGUUGACACACUUUCAUUUGUGUUGAUAAAGCCAACUUACCAUUUUUGUUUUUUGUUUUAUAACAUUUAUUUAGGUAGAAGAAAAGCUUUUUAGGGCAAGCUGGUAAUUCCCUCAUACUGAAGAGCAGUUAUUUCAGAAUAGUUGGUAAUAUCUGUAUAUGCAUGGUAUUCUAUGUUCAGUGUAGCUUUUUUAAAUAAGAGAAAAUGCAAUGCUAGCAGUGAUAGUUGGUGUAUGUUCUUGUUCUGCCCCUGCUGACUCCUCUAAAACAGUAACUUUUUUUUUUUCUAUCAGGUAACAGAUACUCAAAAAACCUGCUAAAAUACUGUUUAAUUAAACUGUCGUCAUCUUGCCAUUGGUAAAAACAUUCCCCCCCCCUUUUUUUUAAAUUGGGAUGGAAAGGGAGUAUUUAUACCUGUUGUGUGUGUGUGUGUGUAUGUGUGUGUAUAUAUAUAUAUAUAUAUAUAUAUAUAUAUAUAUAUAUAUAUAUAUAUUCUAGCAGUGCAGCAGUUUCCUUCACCAACAUUUCCACAGAAAGUAAUUGUAAUUUAAUUAUAACCUAAACUUGAAAACAAAUGUUGUAUUUCUACUGUGGGAAGAAACAAUCUUCAAAAAUAUUCUCUCCUUUCUUUAAUUCAGUUCAUCUUUUUUGCCUUCCAUGCCCAUCAGUCAUUGGUAUUGACUAAAACACUAAACAGUUAAUGACAGGAAUGAUACUUGGAUGAAAAUCACGAUGGGAGUGAGCUUGGGAAGGUUUCAUCGUAUUCUAGUUUUUCUUUUUUAAAGCAGUAUGUGUAUGGGUUAUGUAGUACUACAUUAAAAGACUUUUCUUUAAA
This is a messenger RNA of Rhea pennata, 3797 nucleotides long. It is a transcript of the gene DHX36, whose product is annotated as DEAH-box helicase 36. The record is from RefSeq and is a predicted model, not a curated record. Gene Ontology annotation, cellular component: intracellular anatomical structure; cytoplasm. The transcript has 25 exons. The coding region runs from base 18 to 2969 and encodes 983 amino acids. Gene Ontology annotation, molecular function: G-quadruplex RNA binding; ATP binding; RNA helicase activity. Lineage: Eukaryota; Metazoa; Chordata; Aves; Rheiformes; Rheidae.